Messenger RNA from Cryptomeria japonica (Japanese cedar), 354 nucleotides. RefSeq names its product secreted RxLR effector protein 161-like. The transcript has 2 exons. The record is from RefSeq and is a predicted model, not a curated record. The coding region runs from base 1 to 354 and encodes 117 amino acids. Lineage: Eukaryota; Viridiplantae; Streptophyta; Pinopsida; Cupressales; Cupressaceae.
AUGGCCGACUGGAAGCCCGCAUCGACUCCGUUUCUGUCAGGAGUCAAACUUGAGGCUUCUUGUUCUUCACCCUUGGCGGAUGCUACCUUGUAUCCUCAAUUAGUUGGAAGCCUAAUAUAUUUGACUCACACGAGGCCUGAUAUUUCAUAUGCAGGUACUCACAGUUAUGAGAUUCAUUAUACAACGGGCGUGGAUAUUGUCUUGGUGGGAUAUAUAGAUUCAGAUUGGGCAGGUGAUGCUCAGGAUUGCAAGUCCACUUCAGGGUAUUGCUUCUCUCUUGGUUCUGGUCUAGUUUCUUGGUCGAGCAAGAAACAAUCUGCUAUUGCUCUUUCAUCUAUUGAGGCUGAGUAUUGA